AUGGAGGUCCCCGGCGCAGAAGACCGCAUCGACCAGGCGACAUUUGAGCAGAUUCUGGAAAUGGACGACAGCGUCGACGAUCGCGACUUCAGCAAGAGCAUAGUGUACGACUUCUUCACCCAGGCCGACAGCACCUUCGACAAAAUGGACUCGAGUCUUGACGCAAAAGACCUCAAGACGCUCUCCGAACUCGGACACUUCCUCAAGGGCUCAUCCGCCACGCUCGGCCUCACAAAGGUCCAGCACUCCUGCGAGAAGAUCCAGCACUACGGGCACAAGAAGGACGAGGCGGGCUCGGCGGACAUUACCGAGGAGGAGGCGCUGGAGAAGCUGAAGUCGGAGAUUGCGCAGGUGAAGAAGGAGUUUGGCGACGUGCAGAAGGUGCUGAAGAAGUUCUAUAAGGACGAGUCAUGA
Westerdykella ornata is the source of this 414-nucleotide messenger RNA. RefSeq names its product histidine-phosphotransfer domain, HPT domain-containing protein. Gene Ontology annotation, cellular component: cytoplasm; nucleus. The record is from RefSeq and is a predicted model, not a curated record. Gene Ontology annotation, biological process: phosphorylation; phosphorelay signal transduction system. NCBI's taxonomy places the organism in Eukaryota, Fungi, Ascomycota, Dothideomycetes, Pleosporales, Sporormiaceae. The transcript has 2 exons. Bases 1 to 414 code for a protein of 137 amino acids. Gene Ontology annotation, molecular function: histidine phosphotransfer kinase activity; protein histidine kinase binding.